Molecule: messenger RNA, 966 nt
Organism: Anoplophora glabripennis (Asian longhorned beetle)
Lineage: Eukaryota; Metazoa; Arthropoda; Insecta; Coleoptera; Cerambycidae
Product: methylmalonic aciduria and homocystinuria type D homolog, mitochondrial-like
Exons: 5
Coding region: 107-886 (259 amino acids)
Biological process (GO): cobalamin metabolic process
Cellular component (GO): mitochondrion
Source: RefSeq, a predicted model, not a curated record
CUUUUAGCGAAAAAGUGACUAGCUUAGUUAAGGUCAAAAAUCCAAGGAUUUUUUAAAAAAGAUACUUUGACAAAUUUUAAGUGGCAGAUGUCACGGUUAUGUUAUAAUGUUAGGCAAUUCAUUGCACAUUUUAAAAAAUGUUUCUAAAUAUAGUUUUCCACAUGUUAAGAGUUUACUGAGAAGCUAUUCUAGGAGAGUAAACAGUAAUGAUGUAUCAUACAAAAGGGUACCUCCAAGGAAAGUAGUUAAAGAUGCCAACAAUUUGGUUUGGCGUGAUCCAAAUUUUGAACUCCUUGCCUCGACUGGAUUUCCAUUAUUUUUACGUGGCCAUAUCGGAGUUGCCUGGUAUGAUUCACAAACUACAGUAAAAACAAAUAAUGAACUUAUUAUGGAACAAAUAGAUGAUAUAAAUGACCCUAGUUACAAGAGUAUGGUAUGUCGUGUACAGAGUUGUCCAACUGUCCUGCGAAAAACUGUGUGUGAUUUAUUUCCAUAUCAUCCCAUAGAAGAGAAUUCUGAGCUAUCUGUAAUUACCAUAACCUUAAAGUCAAAUAUUAAAUACAUGCGAAUCAAUAAAGAACUGGAAACUGAGAAAAUGGCUCAAACAUUUCUGUUAGCUGCUAAAAAUAUUUGUGAUAAAUUGAAAAGUUCUGGUUAUUGGGCAGACUUUAUUAAUCCUUUUUCUGGACGUCCAUAUUUCUCUCCAACAUCACUUAGUGAGUUAUACAAAACGGAUGAAAAAUUUAGAUGUAUGGAUUUUGAAAUUUUUGAGAUAAAAAACUGUAAAAUUAUAUGUAAUGAAAAUGACUCUCAAAACAGAUUUGUAGGUAGUCUUUUCACCAGCGCACCUUGCAAGAAGAAACAUCUAAACUCCAUCUUUACAUGAUUGACAAUGUUAAUUUUAUGAUUUUGGUUUGUGUGUAAUUAAAAUUUGAAAAGUACUGUAAUAUAUUGAAUAUUUCAUUA